GAUCGUAGAGCGUGGUUACUACAGCGAGCGAGACGCCGCUCACGUCAUCAAACAGAUCCUGGAGGCCGUGGCGUAUCUACAUGAGAACGGCGUCGUGCAUCGUGACCUCAAACCAGAGAACCUGCUGUACGCCGACCUGUCGCUGGACGCCCCGCUGAAGAUCGCUGACUUUGGUCUUUCCAAAAUCGUCGAUGACCAGGUCACCAUGAAGACCGUCUGUGGUACACCAGGGUACUGCGCUCCUGAGAUCCUGCGGGGAAAUGCUUACGGCCCUGAGGUGGACAUGUGGUCAGUGGGCGUCAUCCUCUACAUCCU
This is a messenger RNA of Micropterus dolomieu (smallmouth bass), 315 nucleotides long. RefSeq names its product calcium/calmodulin-dependent protein kinase type IV-like. Gene Ontology annotation, molecular function: calmodulin binding; calcium/calmodulin-dependent protein kinase activity; ATP binding. The record is from RefSeq and is a predicted model, not a curated record. Gene Ontology annotation, biological process: protein phosphorylation. NCBI's taxonomy places the organism in Eukaryota, Metazoa, Chordata, Actinopteri, Centrarchiformes, Centrarchidae. The annotation marks the transcript as partial. The transcript has 4 exons.